Messenger RNA from Mesorhabditis spiculigera, 2910 nucleotides. Lineage: Eukaryota; Metazoa; Nematoda; Chromadorea; Rhabditida; Rhabditidae. The record is from the annotation of a GenBank genome assembly.
AUGAGCCCCCGGGGCCUUCUCCUUAUUUUGGCGGUGGCCACCCCGAUUUUGGGAAACAGUUUGUUGAAGCGGACGAUACAUGCGGAUGGGAGUCGAGACUUUACCAUCGUCAAACACAUCCAGAAGAACACGUGCAGUUGCAGUUGUAAAUGCGUCCCAGACUCGGUAGCUGAACAAUGGCUAAGCGAUCGCCACGAGCCGGUUAAUAAGCUAGUCGACGAUGCUCCUGAAUCGUCAGCAGUCCUAGAAGCUAUUCUUGGUCCGAGCGCGGGCUCCAAGCCCGAGAAAUCCCCUGAAGCUGUUGCACAAAACAUUGAGAAAACGCUGAGCCACUUGACUCCGGAUGACCGUAAACCGGAAGCUGCCGGAGCCGGUGCCGCUCAACAACGGCCAGCGAAAAAUAGUGUAGCCGAUUUUGAUGCGACAGCACCACUGGCCCACAGAGGUGGAAGUCGAGUUCAAGGAGUCAAAAAUUUGAAUCCAGUCGAGACAACCUCAAGCUCUUCUACCGUAACCCCGCCCACGACUCCAGCAAGUUCAUCAAACUCCGAUUCUGAUGCAGAUUGGACUGAUGAUCAAGAGACCAAGGAUUCGUUGGCUUCUUUGAACAAAGAGGCUGCCAAUUCUGAAGCGACUGAUGUUACAAACGUUGCUAGUAGCAACUCGGACAAGCCCAAUCCUACGCUGAAAGUGACUAUCCAUCCAGCUGCCGAGCCGACGGUGACGGUUCGGGUGAUCGAGGAAUCGAAAUCCGAGACGACUACCGCAAAAUUGGCUGAGAAUAUCGAUCAGCACGUUGAGGUGACGGAGCAGAAGAAUGAGGACCUUCCUACCACUAAACCUGCACUUCCGGAUACGGGCACUACAGUGGCAGCCACCACCAAAGUCGAAGAAAAGACGGAACCAGAAGCUACACCUCUCGCUACUACUACUGUUGGGCUUACGACAAGCCAACAGCCCCAGAAAGACGUUGAAACUACGCAAGCUACGACCACAACAGUCAAAACGGUGGCUACCACCGAGGUCCCGGAGGAAGAAGUGAGGACCACUGCUCGAGUUGCAGAUCUCUUGACGUCAUCAGGAAUGUUUAGAACAAGCCCCCGUGAGCUGCCCCCACGCUGGAAGAGCCUCAUGGAUCGCCUAAAAAUCAAACUGGAAGAGCUGAAGGCCAGAAAGCUGGCCGAAGCCGAAGCGAAGAAACAGGCCGAGUUGACUGCUGCCAAGGCACUCGUUCUCGGUGUUGAACCGACUACUGUAGCUCCAACUACGCAGCAAUCCACAACCACGGUCUCUACAUCUACCGUAACCCAGGCUACCACACCUAAAAUGGUACCAGCGACUUCUGAAGUAGCCAAAACCGGUGAUGAAGCUCCGAGCGGACUCGGGAGAUUGAUUUUGGAGGACAACUCAUCCCAAGCUUCUGGUUCAAAGAUCGUUACUGUAGAUCCGGUAGCUACAGAGGCUACAACUACCACUGUAGCUCCAAGCACAACGGAAGCGACCAAAAAACCGGAAACAGCAGCUUCCACAGUAGCUCCGGGUGCUUCAAAUCCUACCAAAAAACCGGAAGCAGCUCCGACUACGGUAGCUCCAAGCGCUCCCGAAUCUACCAAAAAACCGGAAACAGUUGAGACUAGGAUACCAGGAGCCUCAAGCUCCUCGGAUGCCCCAGUCACUUCAACAACUAAGGCAGCACCGAAAACUCAAGCUUCUGAAGCUACGACGCUAACCUUGGGCUUGCCGACAAAUGCUCCUAAAGACGCGCAGGCUUCGGAAAGCAGCGGAACAACCAAGAUUGACUUGACUACCACAAAACUUGACGAAACCACGACUCCGACUACUGUAGGAGAUUCGGAUUUGACUACCGUACUUCCCAGUGUUGCUCCAAAGGCAGGUGAUGUGCGUCAUGCAGCUGGAGCCACGACGCCUACUGAUGACCUACUGAUGACAGAUGUAACUACUGCUGCUGCUUCUGACACCAAGGAGCCUGAGACCGAAACAACCAAGAAAAGUGACAUUCCGGUUACUGUAGCGACCGUAACUACAACUGAGAAAAAGUCUGAAACAAGUACGAAUGCUCCUAAAGACGCUACUACGGACGCUGCAACUACUGUAGCUUCAGAAACUUCCCGCGCAACUGACGCCAAGACAAGCGCGGUGCCUUCGAUAGCUAAAACUAGCACUACACAAGCUCCUACCACUCCCAAGACUACGGUAGCACAGAACAAUGAUGCUACGGUGGCAACGAAGAAUUCUGAAACCACCACCACGACAGGUUCAGGCCUAGAGAUCGCCUUCAAGACUGCCCCUGCUGAGGAGAGCACCCAAAACUCUAAAGAUGCAGAAGGAACUACGGUGAACCCGAUAGUGGUCUUCCCGAAGAAGGGAAAAAAGGCAAAGGAGCAAGAGAACAGGAAGAACAAGAACCAAGGGCUUGAGAUUGCGUCGGUUUCUGAAGAAGAUGAGCCUAAGGAGAGGGAAGUGAAGAAGCAGUCGGGGAAAAACCAACAGAAAGUGAAGCAGCAGCAGCAGAAGAAGGGAAAGAAAAACAAUAAGAACGAUGAUGAGGAGUAUGAGGUGAUCCCAUCGGAAGAGGAUCUGGACGAUGAGGAUGAGGAAUCCGAAGAAGAGGUGAAGCAGAAGAGGCCGGCUUUCAAGACAAUCCACGCUCACGAUGAUGGAAAUGGUGACGAGAAGCCGAGGCCCGAGCACGUUAAGACGAACAAGUCGGCGCCUAAGCAAAAGCCUGUGACUACUACGGAAAACACCGCGGAAGAAAAUACCACCCCACAACCCGCCUUCUUCACCCUACCCAACUUCAACAACAACUCCGGCAAGAACCAACCGGCUUUGGAAUCGGCCAAGGAAGUCUUCGCAAAGCAGGGGAUUGACUGGACACCGGAAGAGGGG